Neohortaea acidophila is the source of this 1032-nucleotide messenger RNA. RefSeq lists its product as uncharacterized. Gene Ontology annotation, molecular function: glyoxylate reductase (NADPH) activity; hydroxypyruvate reductase [NAD(P)H] activity; NAD binding. Gene Ontology annotation, cellular component: cytosol. Lineage: Eukaryota; Fungi; Ascomycota; Dothideomycetes; Mycosphaerellales; Teratosphaeriaceae. The transcript has 2 exons. The record is from RefSeq and is a predicted model, not a curated record. The coding region runs from base 1 to 1032 and encodes 343 amino acids.
AUGUCCAACCAUACUUCAACCUCCAAACCAAAAGUGUUGGUCCUCGGAAGUCCCCUGGACUACGUACCGCAAAAGUACUUUGACGAUUUCCAGCAGGACUACGCCAUAGACGUCCUGCACGCCCCAGACCGCGCAUCAGUCAAAGCCCAACUCCCCACCAAAGUCUCACAAGACGGCCCCUUCGCCGCCCUUGUCAUCAAAAUGGGCACAAUCCCCUACGAGCCCUUCGACGCCGACCUGCUCUCCGCCCUCGAGCCAGCGUGCAAAAUCGUCGUCUCCGCUUCAGCAGGCUACAACGAAUUCGACGUCGACUACUUCACGCGCGCCGGCGUCUGGUUCUGCAACGCUGUGCACGCCGUCUCCGAAGCGACGGCCGAUAUGGCGCUCUUCCUCAUCCUCGCUACGGUGCGGAAUACGAGUGUUGCGGAGCGGCAGGCGCGCGAGGGGAGGUGGAAGGCGGGCUUGACGCCUUCGGGGGAUCCGAAGGGGAGGGUGUUGGGCAUUGUGGGGCUGGGGAGUAUUGGGAGGUAUGUAGCACGGAAGGCGGCGGUGUUUGGGAUGCGGGUGCAUUAUUAUAAUCGACGACGGUUAGCGCCGGAGGUGGAGAGGGAGCUGGGCGUAACGUAUUAUGGGGAUUUGCAUGAGUUGUUGGGGAGUGCGGAUGUGGUUUCUUUGCAUACGCCGUUGAAUGCGCAGACUACCGGUUUGAUUUCACGCGAGGAGUUCGCGGCGAUGAAGGAUGGGGCGAUUUUGGUGAAUACGGCGCGGGGAGCGGUGGUGGAUGAAGAGGCGUUGAUUCAAGCUCUGGAGAGUGGCAAGGUGGCCCGGGCGGGUCUGGACGUCUUCCCUGCCGAACCGAAGAUCAAUGAGUAUUUCAUGAAGAGCGAUAAGGUGGUGCUGCAGCCGCAUAUGGGCGGGCUGACGGAGUCGUCGUUCGCGCUGUCGCAGCAGGAGUGUUUGGAGAACCUGCGGGCGUACUUUGAGAAGGGCGUGCCGAAUUCGCCGGUGAACCAGCCGGAGCGGCAGCAUUGA